CAUCAUCUUUGUUCGCGAACUGGACCUUUCACAUCGCCUCAUCGGGUCAUCCCCGUCACUUGCUCCGCCGCCGUAUAGAGAGCAGCCAUGGCGACGGCAACGACAGACCUCCGCUUCUCCGCUGCCGCCACCUCAGCCAAAACCCUAGACCGCGCCACCGUUCGCGCGCGACGCGGCCGCUUCCUCCACCACCUCGCCUCCCGUGGCCUCCACCUCGAUCAUCUCCUCCCGUCGCCCUUCCGCCUCCGCAGCCCCUUCUCCGUCUGCAGGGCAGCCGCUUACGCGGCGGAGGGUGAUGGGGAAAAGUACGAGUAUGACCUCUUUACCAUCGGCGCGGGGAGCGGUGGCAUGCGGGCCUCGCGCUUUGCCUCCACGCUCUACGGCGCCCGCGCCGCCGUCUGCGAGAUGCCCUUCGCCACCGUCGCGUCCGACGCCCUCGGUGGCGUUGGCGGCACAUGUGUGCUUCGUGGCUGUGUUCCAAAGAAAUUGUUGGUGUAUGCAUCCAAGUACUCUCAUGAGUUUGAUGAGAGUCACGGCUUUGGGUGGAAGUAUGAGACUGAUCCAAAGCAUGACUGGAGCACUCUGAUGACCAGGAAGAAUUUAGAGUUGCAGCGCCUUGUGGACUUUCAGACAGACAUGCUUAAGAAUUCAGGGGUCACUCUAAUUGAAGGCCGUGGAAAGAUUGUUGAUCCGCAUACUGUUAGUGUGGAUGGUAAGCUUUAUACUGCCAGAAACAUACUUAUAGCAGUUGGGGCUAGGCCAUCCAUACCAGACAUUCCAGGAAUAGAGCAUGUGAUUGAUUCAGAUGCUGCAUUGGACUUGCCUUCUAGACCUGAGAAGAUUGCAAUAGUAGGAGGAGGUUACAUUGCUUUAGAAUUUGCUGGCAUUUUUAAUGGCUUGAAAAGUGAAGUUCACGUUUAUAUCCGGCAGAAGAAAGUGCUAAGAGGAUUUGACGAGGAGGUCAGGGAUUUCGUUACACAACAGAUGUCUUUAAGGGGUAUCACAUUUCAUACUGAACAGACUCCUCAAGCAAUAACUAAAUCAGAUGAUGGUUUGCUGUCUUUGAAGACGAACAAAGGAACUGUCAAUGGGUUCUCGCAUAUAAUGUUUGCGACAGGUCGAAAACCAAAUACAAAGAAUUUGGGACUGGAAGAUGUUGGGGUCAAAAUGGAUAAGCAUGGUUCUGUUAUGGUUGAUGAAUAUUCUCGAACUUCAGUGGAUUCAAUCUGGGCUGUGGGGGAUGUUACUAAUAGGGUGAACCUGACGCCAGUUGCAUUAAUGGAAGGUGGAGCAUUAACACAUACUAUCUUCGGCAAUGACCCUAUCAAACCAGAUCAUAGCGCUGUGCCGUCUGCUGUGUUUUCCCAACCUCCGAUUGGACAAGUUGGCCUUACUGAAGAGCAGGCUACUGAAAAGUAUGGGGACGUUGAUGUUUACACAUCAAACUUCAGACCUCUUAAGGCUACACUUUCUGGGCUACCUGACCGGAUAUACACGAAGCUUAUUGUGUGUGCUGAUACGAACAAAGUUCUAGGAGUGCACAUGUGUGGUGAAGAUGCACCCGAGAUUAUUCAGGGUAUUGCAAUCGCUGUAAAGGCUGGGCUCACGAAGCAAAAUUUUGAUGCCACUGUUGGUGUUCACCCAACAGCUGCAGAGGAACUUGUGACAAUGAGGAACCCAACUAGAAAGGUUCGGAGAAAUAGUGCAGGUGAGGCAAAACUAAUGUCGAGGCCCUACGUCAGAAGUAGACAUGUGGUGCCUUCUGUGCAUAAACGAGGGAAGUUACACAGUCUGUGAAGGUGCAUUGGCGAGUGCUCAUCUCAUUGAUUUGGAACAAAUCAACAAGAGAGACAAAUAAGAUGCAAUGUGACGGUGCCACUCGGAGCGCGAUGCGGAUUCUUAGUGACAUUGGCCGAGAGAGUGAGAGAGUGGCGCUCGGAGGAGUGCGGGCUUGCUUAAAGAGGGUAAUGCGUUUAGUCUGUUUGGUUUUCUGGAUGUUAAGUUGACAUUGGGGAUACCUCUUUGGGCAUGUAACCGCAUCGCGCGGAUUUCCUCUUCAAUUACCUCAGUGCUAUAUUCUAGAAAGUAAAAAAACAAAUAAGAUGCCAAAGGUGACGGACA
Molecule: messenger RNA, 2121 nt
Organism: Brachypodium distachyon (stiff brome)
Lineage: Eukaryota; Viridiplantae; Streptophyta; Magnoliopsida; Poales; Poaceae
Product: glutathione reductase, chloroplastic
Exons: 11
Coding region: 88-1797 (569 amino acids)
Biological process (GO): cellular response to oxidative stress; cell redox homeostasis; glutathione metabolic process
Cellular component (GO): mitochondrion; cytosol
Molecular function (GO): glutathione-disulfide reductase (NADPH) activity; flavin adenine dinucleotide binding
Source: RefSeq, a predicted model, not a curated record